This is a messenger RNA of Camelus dromedarius (Arabian camel), 7136 nucleotides long. RefSeq names its product GLIS family zinc finger 3 (gene GLIS3). Gene Ontology annotation, biological process: regulation of transcription by RNA polymerase II. The record is from RefSeq and is a predicted model, not a curated record. Gene Ontology annotation, cellular component: nucleus. The transcript is spliced from 11 exons. Bases 187 to 2979 code for a protein of 930 amino acids. Lineage: Eukaryota; Metazoa; Chordata; Mammalia; Artiodactyla; Camelidae. Gene Ontology annotation, molecular function: RNA polymerase II cis-regulatory region sequence-specific DNA binding; DNA-binding transcription factor activity, RNA polymerase II-specific.
CAGCGCUGGCCGCCCUCUGUCACUCUCUCUGGCUGGCCGGGGGAAGGGACCCGAACGUCAGGCUUUGUUGUGGAAAUCCCGGUUACCUGGCUAAUAACCCACCAUGGAUAACUUAUUGGACUUUGCCUGAAAGGAGUCAUUAUUGUCAUUGGAUAUUUGACCACCCUGGCUACAGGUUUUUUCAGAAUGAAUGGAAGGUCAUGCAGCAUGAAUCUCCACCGGGCAUCAGGAACCCCUCAGGGGCCUGGGAUGGUCAGUGGUCAGCACAUUCCUCCCAUCCGAGCCCACUCAGGGACUUCUGGCCCAUCAUCCUGUGGCAGCACACCGAGUCCUGCUAUUGGAAGCCUUGCUAACAGCCUCCAUCUCAAGAUGCCCUCAGGAGGAGGGAUGGCUCCUCCGAGCAACAUGACUGAGAGCCCCAUCCAUCUGCCUGCCUUGAGCCCCAGGAGACAAGUGCUCACCAAUGGGAAGCCACGAUUCCAAGUUACCCAGGCUGGAGACAUGUCAGGGACACACAAUUUAAAGCCAAAGCAGCAGGAGUUUGGAAGCCCUUUUCCUCCAAAUCCUGGGAAAGGGGCUCUUGGCUUUGGGCCUCAGUGCAAGUCCAUUGGAAAAGGCAGCUGCAACAAUCUAGUGGUCACCAGCAGUCCCAUGAUGGUUCAGCGACUGGGACCCAUUUCACCUCCAGCAAGCCAGGUCUCUACAGCAUGCAACCAGAUCAGUCCUAGCUUACAGAGGGCAAUGAAUGCAGCCAACCUGAAUAUACCUCCUUCAGAUACCAGGUCCCUUAUUUCGCGUGAAUCUUUGGCGUCCUCGACUUUGAGUCUGACUGAAAGUCAGUCGGCCUUGAGUGUGAAACAGGAAUGGUCUCACGGCUACAGGGCUCUUCCUUCGCUCUCCUCCAACCACGGCUCUCAGAAUGGAAUUGAUCUAGGGGACCUCCUUAGCCUUCCUCCUGGGACAGCGAUGUCCAGCAACAGUGUCUCUAAUUCAUUGCCAUCCUACCUUUUCGGGAUGGAAAACAGCCACUCUCCAUACCCUAGUACCCGGCACUCUUCGGCCAGGUCCCACUCAGCUCGUUCCAAGAAGAGAGCGCUGUCCUUGUCCCCGCUAUCCGAUGGCAUUGGGAUAGACUUCAAUACCAUCAUCCGCACCUCACCCACGUCCUUGGUCGCCUACAUCAAUGGGUCAAGGGCUUCCCCCGCCAACAUGUCCCCACAACCUGAAGUCUAUGGGCAUUUCCUAGGGGUGCGCGGCAGCUGUAUUCCCCAGUCGUGCUCGGUGCCAAGUAGCCAGAAGGGUGUGCGCGUGGCCAGCGGCGGCCUGGCUCUCCCCGCCUACGGCGAGGACGGCGCACCGGAGUACGAGCGCAUGCAGCAGCUGGAGCACGGCGGCCUCCAGCCCGGCCUGGUCAACAACAUGGUGGUGCAGCACGGCCUGCCGGACCCCGACAGCCAGCCGGCCAGCCUGCUGAAGACUGAGCGUUUGGAUGAUUUUCCGGGCGGUGCCCUGGACCUGCCCCCGGCCCCACCUCUGCCACCUCUGCCACCGCCCCCCCAAGGCCCCCCGCCCCCCUACCACGCCCACCCACAUCUGCAUCACCCAGAGCUGGCCCACCACGCCCAGCCGCUGGCCUUGCCUCAGGCCACCCUGGAGGAGGACGGGGAGGUGGAUGACGUAGGGGGCAAGCACUGCUGUCGCUGGAUCGACUGCAGCGCCUUGUAUGACCAGCAGGAGGAACUAGUGCGGCACAUAGAGAAGGUUCACAUAGACCAGCGCAAAGGGGAAGACUUCACGUGCUUCUGGGCCGGUUGUCCCCGAAGGUACAAGCCUUUCAAUGCCCGCUAUAAACUGCUGAUCCACAUGAGAGUCCACUCCGGGGAGAAGCCCAACAAGUGUUCGUUUGAAGGUUGCAAGAAGGCCUUUUCCAGGCUCGAAAAUCUCAAGAUUCAUUUGCGGAGCCACACAGGCGAGAAGCCGUAUUUGUGCCAGCAUCCGGGCUGUCAGAAGGCGUUCAGUAACUCCAGUGACCGCGCCAAGCACCAGAGGACACAUCUGGACACUAAACCUUACGCUUGUCAAAUUCCAGGAUGCACCAAACGCUACACAGACCCAAGUUCUCUAAGAAAGCAUGUGAAGGCACAUUCUUCUAAAGAUCAACAAGCAAGGAAAAAGCUGCGGUCCAGUGCAGAGCUCCAUCCUGACCUGCUCACGGAUUGCCUCACCGUGCAGCCCCUGCAGCCCGCCACUUCCCCACGAGACGCUGCCGAUAGGGCGGUGGGAUGCUCCCCAGGGCCCGGGCCUGACCUCUACCCAGCUUCCAUUUUCUCGGGCAAUCACUCAAGCCGAAGUGGAACAGCUGCUGGGGCCGUGCCACCCCCACAUCCUGUCAGUCACCCUUCUCCGGGACAUAACGUACAGGGGAGCCCCCACAACCCCUCCUCCCAGUUACCUCCACUCGCAGCUGUGGACGCAGGAGCUGAGAGGUUUGCACCUUCUGCUCCAUCUCCUCACCACAUCAGCCCCCGGAGGGUUCCAGCUCCUUCAAUAAUGCAAAGAACACAGCCUCCUCAUACCCAGCAGCCCUCAGGAUCACACCUGAAGUCUUACCAGCCAGAAACAAACUCUUCUUUUCAACCAAAUGGAAUCCAUGUCCAUGGAUUUUAUGGGCAGCUGCAGACACUCUGCCCCCCGCACUACCCUGACUCUCAGAGAACCGUGCCACCAAGCAGCUCCUGCAAUGUGGGGCCUUCCUUCGAGGACUGCCUGCUCCCCGCGUCCAUGGGCCAGGCUGGCUUUGACGUUUUCCACAGAGCCUUCUCGGCUCACUCGGGCAUUACAGUGUAUGAUUUGCCUUCCGGUUCCUCAAGCCUCUUUGGGGAGCCUCUUCGCAGCGGGCCUGAAGACGCUACGUUCCUGCAGAUCAGUGCUGUGGACCGCUGUCCUAGCCAGCUCUCCUCUGUCUAUACUGAAGGCUAAAAGCCCCCCCAGCCUCCAGUACCACCGGCAUCCAGAAUCUUCUGUUCCUUGCCACCUUUUGUUCUCAUGCUUUCACAGACUACAAGAAAAGGAUGUCGAGCAAAUCAACAGAACCUACCAAGUCACAGGUGUGUCUUUGGAAGGCAGGGCUAGAUGGUCAGAGCUGGGCUUUGCAGGCAUGUUUGCAGCUGCUCCUUUUUCUCUCUGUGUUUGCCAGUAACCGGCAGGACUCUUUUCAAAGGGAAUUCAGAGUCUCACUCUACCGGAUACGUGUUACUUCCUGCCUGUCAACCCUCAAAGGAUACCAAGGAAAUGAUGUGCAGGUGAAAAUGUAGUUCGGGGAUCACCCUGGCUGAAAACUCCAAAUAGGGAAGAACAGCCCAAAUUGCCAGCAGCACAGUGAACCGCGGGGCCCAGCGCUCGUCCUCUCCUCGCUGCCGGCUGACACCAAGCCAGGCACAGCCAGGGAAAUCCACAUUCCGAGCCCAGAGCGCGGUGGGGGCUCAGCUCCUAGAGGGGCCCCGGGCUUCCCAGCCCCGGCCUGGUGUGCCAGUGAGCUGGCUGCCUCUCUCCCCUGAGAUAUUCCCAGGCUAACCAGUUGCUUUUCAGUGUUUCUCCAAAAGCAAGAUAAGAAGGUCUGUCAAGCACAGUCCUUUGAAAAGCACUACAGCUUGUUUUAUAUUCCUGCAACCUACCUUAGUUCUUUCAUUUUAAAGACUUCAUACCUACUUUAAAAGGUUAAAAACAAUAUUUAGAGGUCUGUUCUUUGGAUGGAGAUAAUUAUUUUCAUCACCCCAACUCCGUACAUUCGGCCUCCACUUGGCCCUGCCUCGCAGCACCUGUGAGCACCUGGAAUGUUAGUUUUGCAUUCAACCAAGGCCACCUGAGGGAGAUGAGGGGGCACCCCUUUCCCAGUGCUGCCACAGAGACCCUCGUGGGCUGACUGCUCUGCUCCGUGACUCGACCUUGAAGACCUUGCUCAAAAGAAAAGGUCCACCCGUCGCCUCUGCUCCGGUGCUGUGACGAGAGACCAGCUAGAAGCUGAGAGCAGGCAGCAUGGAGGUGUGCUCCUGGUUCUCCCAGAAAACCGAACCAGAAGUGCCCGACACACAGCUGUUUCCUACAGCCUCUGCUUCCUCCGCCAGGACCUCCCCUCUGUCUGUCUGUGUGUCUGUCUCUCCCUUCCCCAUUGUGCAUCGCUCUCACCCUCUUCUUGACUGUGCUUCAGGCACUCCCACCAUCCACCAUUGCCUGAACACCAGCUCUGAGCAAGGUCUGGCCCAAGGCAGGUAGAGGGGCAGCUCUGGAAAGGUGGCCAGAAGGAAACAACCUUUUUUUACUGAAACUCUGUUUUUGAGGGCCUGGAAUUUUCACAGAGCUCUUAGCCAUUUGAUAUCAAACCUAAACAGGAAGCCAUUUUCCAAGCUGUUAAAAACACCUUUACCAAGCUGUUAAAAAGAUCCGGAGUCCUAUAGCAGAGACUAUAAAAAUAAGCCAAACUCCAAAGACCCCCAGUAAAUUGUGACAUUCCAGUGCUCUCACGUCUCAUGAUUUCUUUUCUCUCUCUUUAAAAAUGUUAUCUGAAGAAAAAUGAAACAAUGCUAUUUGUCAAACCGAGAUAAUUACAACCUUCAACAAGACAAUUAAACAGCUUGGUGUCAGACUUGGGAUCCAGUGACAGUUUGUAUCCUGACAGGCGGGUCCUUCCAGUCUGGCUGCACAGGAGGUGGUGUUCUGCCUGAUUCCGGACUUCACUCUGACGUGCGGUAGAAUAAGGCACAUAAAGAACCAAGCACGGGGUCUGUCUUUACGUGCACUCAGCACACGCAGUCAGUCUAGUUUCUCUGGCUAGUGGGCUCCCAUCUGAGAAGAGCCAUGACACAGAUGUCCAUGUCUGCAAAAGAGACGAGUUAUUCACUUUACAAAAAUCUUUUCUGCUUUACAAAAGGACGCACGUCAGACUUUCUUUCCAAAUGAGCUCUCAGACUGCACACAAAGUCCCACCCUUCUGGCAGGGUUCGUGGGUUGUGUCCCUUGGCCUCAAAAGGGACCCAUGUCCUUUGUCACACCCUCAGAGAAGGGAAAGCUCUGAUAUCUUAGAGAGACAAUCUAUCCAUUCAAUACUGAAUCCUCUGUGGGGAACUCAAAACAUAUUUGUGUGAUGAGGAGGAAGAAGAUGGAAAGAUGGUUGCUACUGCAGCUGACGUCAGCCUGCCCAUGGCUUUUUGCUAUAACUUAAGGUGGAAACAGGGAAGGAGGACAAAGCCAGAAGCUGAACCUCAGAAACUUUGGCUGAAGGAGACGCUCCUGCAUGUCUCUAGGCCUGCAUUUGGCCUCACUGAGGAGGGAAGGAGCCAAGGGGCACCUGGCAGCAGCCGCUACAGGGCCUCCUUCCCCAGCAGGGACUGGCCCUGCCCCUGAGGGGCAUUCCUUUUAGCAGAGGGAGGGCUCAGUGCAGCCUGCAAAGCCUCUCACUCCCCACCCCACCCCCCACACCGUGUUUCCCCACAGCUGCAGGUUUGAGCUUAGGGCCCAAGACAUGAAACCUCCAGGCUCCUUCAAGACUAUACACUCUGGCCUGAGAUUCCAGGAUCUCGCCUGACCUUAAAAUUUGUCCCUUGCUUGCUUUCCCAUUGCACAUGAUUUAUAUACGCUUUCAUCAUUAUGUUUGUAGUAGUAAAAGUGGAAACUUCAGAAAAUUAUUCUCUUCCAUUUCCUGGCCUUUUUACUCUUGAUGUGUAACCAUUUUCAUAAACAUCCGAACUGAGACUGUCAUUCCCCCUUUUUAAAAAACUCGUGCUUGUGAAAAUACACACAGCCCGAAGCCAAUUAUCCUAUUACAUUAAAAAAAAAAAAUCAGUAUGCCUAGAGACAUUUCAUUUGCUGCAUUGUCUUAAUUCCCUAAAGGGACUGCAUCAAAAUGUAAGUUGUAAUUUAGCCUCUGAUCAGCUGUUAAAUAUUAUUUAAAUAUUUACUAGUCCUAUGGGGCAUCUCCCUUUACCCGUGUCUCCCCCAAAUUAUCUAGGUGAUUCUAAAAUGAACAGAAGGUCUUCAGUAGAUCACAGCAAAGUUUCCACUGAUGAAACAGAGCUUUGGUGUUGUUCUGUUGUUUUAACAUUAGCAGUUGUCAAGCACAUUAGCACCCUAGGACAGAGGUGAAUGUUCAACCCCUAUCCAACAACCUUGCUUCCCAGUUGCCUUGACGUAUUGGAAAUAGUGAUUGUAAAUGUCCAAUUUAAUUAUCUGGUAUUUUAUUUGACUGUUUUGACCAUGUUUUAUAGCAGCAUUUUUAAUGGCACAUUUUGUUGGUGGUGUGGAAUUUCUGUGGUUACAUUUUUUUUUUUUUUUGUCAUGAGCAAAGCAAAAAAAGAAAAAACAAAAACACUCAAUGGACAAAUGGUGAGUGUAAAAAAGAAGAGAUUUAUUUUGUACAGACAGCAGAGCAUCCUGUGUAAUGUUGCUGACAUAAAGCACUUUGGGGGAAAAAAGUGGAAAUCUGUUUUCCAUAAAUCACAGACUCUUGUACAUAGUUAUACACACUCACGUAGAGAAAUGAACUGCAUAUAUCAUACUGGAUAUGGGGCUGAUUUUACUCUAGGGGCACAUCUGGUGCUUAUUGUCAUAAAUCUUUUAAAGAAUUAGGUACACUUUUUUUCUAUUAAUAUGUAUAGUUUUGUGAUUUGUCACAGUUAUGUUUCAUAUAAUCAUAAGUUAUUUUGCCUUGUUUCAUGAAGUCCUUUUUAUAUGUCAAAAGUAAAAUGAAGGGAUUGUGCACUUGGUACAUAAUAAAACUGGAAAUAGAGGGUGCACCCACCUGCCUGAACUCCUUCAGUGUGUCGUUUUAAAACCCAAUGGCAACAACCAUUUUUUGUUUGUUUGUUUCAUUAUUUUGUUUAGUUUCACCAUCAGCCUCCCUCGUACUAGGAUGGUAAUUAUAAUUAAAAGCAGAUGGGGGUUGGGGAGGGCGUGGCCAAGGCCAGCUUUAAAAUGCCGCGUUGCUUUGGGCCAGAGCUGCAGCCUGGAUUUAAUUAUAGAUAUGAGGAUGAAAUGGCAGUAAAAAUGCAUGUGUCCCUGAAUCCUUUACAUGUUGGGAGUGUCCAUAAAUAAAACAUGAAGUUUUAUUUCAUCAGAUUUAAUUAAAGCUUUUAUACAUGUUU